Molecule: messenger RNA, 3203 nt
Organism: Ochlerotatus camptorhynchus
Lineage: Eukaryota; Metazoa; Arthropoda; Insecta; Diptera; Culicidae
Gene: Fmr1
Product: synaptic functional regulator FMR1
Exons: 14
Coding region: 157-2442 (761 amino acids)
Biological process (GO): regulation of modification of synaptic structure; regulation of mRNA stability; regulation of translation at postsynapse, modulating synaptic transmission
Cellular component (GO): neuronal ribonucleoprotein granule; membrane; neuronal cell body
Molecular function (GO): mRNA 3'-UTR binding; protein homodimerization activity; translation regulator activity
Source: RefSeq, a predicted model, not a curated record
CAGCAGCCGAGCCUGAGCCAGUGCAGGCAGCCGCGAACAGUGAAGCAGCCAGCGAGCGAGUUUUGCGUGUGGUGUCAGUAGUGUAGAUCCGAGUGCUGAGCAGCAGCAGCAGCAGUGUCAGUGGGGAGAAGAGCAAAGAAUAUUCAGAAAUCCAAAAUGGACGAACUCUUUGUGGAAGUAUGCGGCGAAAACGGAGCCAACUAUAAGGGAGUUGUCACGGAUGUGUUCGAAGAUGGAGUCCUAGUUGCAUUUGAAAAUGACUGGCAGGAGGAGUCCAAGUUCCUGUUCAGUCAAGUCCGUCUACCUCCAACCGAUACCCCGACCACAUUCUGCGAGCACAUGGAGGUCGAGGUGUACUCCCGGUCCAACGAGAACGAAGCAUGCGGCUGGUGGCGAGCGGUCAUCAAGAUGAUGAAGGGCGACUUCUUCGUGGUGGAAUACCUCGGCUGGGACAACAGCUACACGGAAAUCGUUUCGGCCGAUCGACUGCGAGCGAAGAAUACCAACCCGCCGAUCAACGAAAAGACCUUCUUCCGGUUCGAGAUCGAAGUGCCGGAGGACAUCCGGGAGUAUGCUUUGUUGAGCAGUGCCAAAAUCGACGGCGUGCAUCGGGAGUUUCAGAAGGCGAUCGGUGCCGCCGAGUGUAGGUACAUCCCGGAACGGGGCACGCUGUUGGUGAUAUCGCGAAGCGAGACCACCCAGCGGAGGGCGAACAUGAUCCAGGAGAUGUGUUUCCGGAAUUUGAGCCAAAAGGUGAUGCUAUUGAAACGAACCGAAGAAGCUGCCAGACAACUAGAAUCGACGAAGCUACAGAAUUCCGGAGGAAAUUUUACUAACAAUCAGAGAAUUUCCGCUUUUAUUGGACAAUCAAUGAACGAGAGAUUCACGGACGAGUUCAAAGUACGAGAGGAUCUGAUGGGACUGGCGAUCGGUGCACAUGGGGCCAACAUCCAGACCGCUCGGAAACUGGACGGUGUGCUGAACAUCGAGCUCGAGGAAAAUACCUGCACGUUCAAAAUUUCUGGAGAGACUGACGAAGCGGUUAGGAAGGCCCGCGCCAUGCUCGAGUACAGCGAGGAAUCGCUGCAGGUCCCGCGGAAUCUCGUCGGCAAGGUGAUCGGCAAGAACGGACGCAUCAUCCAGGAGAUUGUGGACAAGAGCGGCGUCGUGCGCGUCAAGUCUGUCUCAUUGCAGAUCGAAGGGGACAACGAGCCGGAGCCGAGCAUCCCGCGCGAGGAAGGCCAGGUACCGUUCGUGUUCGUCGGUACGGUGGAGAGCAUCGCCAACGCCAAAGUGCUGCUCGAAUAUCAUCUAGUGCAUUUAAAGGAAGUCGAACAACUAAGGCAGGAAAAAUUGGAAAUCGAUCAACAGUUGCGGGCAAUUCAGGGCGCAACGAUGGGUUCGAUGCAGAACUUUUCCAUGAACCGUCGGUCGGAUCGGGCGUACAGUAGCGACGUGGACGGCGGUGGGCGGUCCGGUCGAGGCAUGCGUGGUCGUGGCGGUCGUGGUGGACGGGGAAACAAUCCUCGAUAUUCUGGUCGUCGCGAUACCGGUGAUGAUGAGUACGCACCGAGGGGUGGUGGUGGUGGCGGCGGUGGAGGAGGAGGAGGGGGAGGCGGUGGUGAUCGUGAUCGUGACCGUGACCAGCGCAACAACUACUCCGAGGGUGGCCGAGGUAAUCGGCGAGGUUACAGUGAAAAACGAGGCACCAGCAGCAAGCGAUCCGAUAGGAACAAAUCCCAGGGUCAGUCGUCGACGGGCGGUGGCGGUGGCGUGCAACAACAAUCGCAACAAGCCCCAUCGUCGUCGUCGUCGACGCAGCAAUCGACGCUACACGAUGAUCCCUGGGCGGAGCAUGUGGAGAGGGAGAACAACCGCGAGCUGAACAGCGUUGAUAGGGCAGAUAGUCACUCAUCGAACGAAGGAAUCCACAACCGAAGUCGCCGAAGAUCGAAGAACCCGGGCCACUCGAACAAAUCAAACGGAAACGUCCAAUCGAUGAGCGUCAAGUCGGGCAGCAAUGCGACCGCCAACAGUACCGGUGGCAACAGUACGGCAGACCAUCAUGACAACGGAAGCACAAGCGCAGCGGCUGUCAACAGCAAACAGCAGAAUCAUCAGCCUCUCAGUACGGUCAACAGUAACAGUGUUGCCGGUGCUGCCGUGUCGAACAGUAGCAAUAGCCAGCAACAGCAACAGCAGCAGCAGCAGCCACCGCCCAAAGGUCAGCGGGAGAAUCCCCGGGGCCGAGGAGGUCGCGGUGGCGGUGCCGGUGGUGGCGGUGGUGGUAAGCAUAAGCAAAAUCAGCAACAGAAUCAGAACCAGGCAGCCGCUGGCGGCGCCACCGUUCUCAAUAACAGUGUUGCCACUGCUGAGCUCCAUCACCAUCACGGUGGCAGCGUUGCCGGUGGUAAGGAAACGCUGGUCAAUGGCUCCUCUUAGAAGAAGCACCAGGUGGCAUCAAUGGCGGCAGUGGUUUUGCGCCUGUUGGUGGGAGUGUGAAACAUAAACAAUUGCAAACACACUCACCCGCCCACAGACACACACACACACAUAACAGAAACUAUUCAACUAUCAUUAAAAAUUACCCAAUCUGAGAAAUGCAUAAAACAAUACACACACAAGAAACACAAUUAAUACAAAAAAAAUACGCGCUCGGACUCGGAAUUCGAGGGAGAGGAUGAAACAGAGAACGAGCGAUCGAACAGACUUUACUACCUACCCAAUUGCUACGAAUAUUUUUGCGUGUAUUCAAAAAUAAGAAAAUAUUACACAGAGCAAGAUAGAGAGAGAGAGAGAGAAGGGAAAAUUCAAGCCAAGAGGAAUAGGAAAAAAACAUUAGAGCAGAAGAAGAAUUGAGCAGUAGCUGUGUAAAACUGAAAGAGAAACAAAAAUUAGAAGAACUAAAACUACUAUGUUGUAUAAUAGAUGUGCAGCAGCAGCAGCAGCAGCGCGAAUCAGGUUCGAGAGAAUAGAAAAGCGGACAACAAACAAACAAGCAAAAUAAUCGAUUUGCAUCAGCAUAAUUUAGAGACAGGGUUUUUGCUGCGACCAAACCUAACCUCUUCUCAAUAUAGGCUUCUCGGAAAGAUGAGAUAUGAGAUGAGGAGGGCAAAAACUCUCCCAGAGAGAUGAAAUCAAGAAAGAGCACUGAAUUACUAUAAUAAUAAUAAUAAUAACGAGAGCGUUUACUGAACUUUAAA